Messenger RNA from Seminavis robusta, 2010 nucleotides. The record is from the annotation of a GenBank genome assembly. Lineage: Eukaryota; Bacillariophyta; Bacillariophyceae; Naviculales; Naviculaceae.
AUGGAAUCCUCAAGAAUGACUGGGAGCAGCAGCUAUGACGCCAAGGUGGAGCAUUUGCUGACAAUAGCCGACCACCAUGACCAUGACAAUUUCCAAAGUGAACGAUAUCUGGUGGCACUGGUACUCUUGACCAAUCAUCAGCUGAUGAAUGUCCAGCAGUUCCAAACUGUAUGGAACCAUCAUCGAACAUUGUUGGAAUGCUUUUGUCGUAGAUUAUUGUUGUUAUUGCCAAACACAAGCACAAAGAGCAACGUGACAAACGCACGCUUUGUGGCGCUGUUGCUCGAACGCCUCUUGGGCUGCUUGGAAGGAAAAGACAGCAUCAAUAACGAAAACUUGGAGGAAUCCUCUACACGUCUACUCCAUCUCCUGUUGGAUUUUGUGAGGCAGAGCCAGAAAACGCAGUCCUUUCUACCAUUGAUUACCCAAAUAGUGGAAGUAUUAAAUGGGUAUUGUACCAGAUUCCCAUCCCACAACAAACCCUCACUUUUAUUGUUGGAGACCAAUAUCGAUCUGAUUUGGGAAUGCUACACGAAAGGAAUGGCCGCGGAACAAUUAUUGGUCUCAUCAGUGGAAGAAAAGCAAGAGACGGCAGAGACAACGGCCAAGUCGGAUCAAACCCUCAUGGAGGAAACCCUCACCGCCAUUUUGGAUCGAACCGAUUCUACUAGCAACACAACCGCGCAAUGGCAGGAACGACUGCAUCAAUCCGUACAAGAAUUAGUUCGAAAUCACGUACUUGUCGUCAUGACACAGGAAUCGCCACAAUCUAUUGCAUCUCUAUGGCGGUGGUUUCGUCAGUGCCUAAUGUCCUCCAAUCCACUACUAGAUUUGAAACAAAAAGGCAAGGAUCCAUCUCAUCAACGGUCGUGGCACGAGACUCUCUUGCUGUUUGUCAAUUCUUUGGCCACACACCCGGAACUCGUCGCCAUGCUCCAAGAAUCGUCGUCCAAAGCCGCCCUGGUAAAGCUUCUUCUGGCAAACAUUACCAUGCCGACUGCUGGAGCAAGUGACACCACGAAUAAUCAUCGCAUGCUGGCAUGGACCGCCUUGGCAUCCUUGGUGGCGGCAAAAGGAGGCUGUGAUUGGCUGUUGAUGGAUACGGACGCGACGACAAAGGACACCAAGAAUGACACCAAGGCCUUGGGGAACGCCGCACACUUGUGUGCAUUGAUUCGGCUGACCAGUGGGGAGUGGCGGAUUCUGCUCGGAUAUGCAUUGGAACAACAGUCGUCCACAAACGACAGUGUCGUCAUUCAGGCAUGCGCUCAGAUACUGGCAUCCUUACUGGCCUACAUGUCCCAGCUUGCCCAAGACUUGGAAGAAGGCAACACCAGCCGGCAUCAGCAGCUAUUGCCUGCGGCAUUGCUCCAUCUUCGCGACUCGCUCGAAGACGCCUUGCAAGCCACGUGCCUAUUUUUGGGUCAAGCGUCUGGCAAAAAGGAAGUUGAUGAUGAUAUCCCAGUCAUGAUACAGUUGCUGGGACUGCUCUUGUCCGAGUUUGACGCCUUUGAGGGGCUCAAGCAUGUGGAUACGGCCGAAAUUCUAAAAGCACUGGACGUUGUCGUCCAAAACUCGUUGCAGGCCCAGGAACAACAGCAUUACGUCAUGGCCAGUCUUCUGGGAAUCAUGGAAACCGCGUGCGACGAUUCGUAUCGUGUCUUGCUUCUCAAGAAACACAAUUUGCUGGGCGAAAACAUGGCAUGGUUCCUGUGUCACUAUUGGUCUACUAAUAGUAGUGCAUCCUCCGUUCCCGUGGCAUGCCGCUUGACCGAGAUUUGGCACGUGCUUCUCACGGAACAUCAAUCCGAACUACGGCUGGUCGUCAAUACAGAAGCAAUCGAAAAGGCCAUUGUGGCGUGGAUCAAGAAGGGGGCUCAUCAGGAACCAGCGGCAAUCAUCAAUGAUGUCAUUGGUUGCUUUGUGACCCUCAGGGGAGACAAUCCUCCAAGCAACGAGGAUGCUCUGAUAUUGCAACAAGCCAUGGAAUACUGUGCAGCUCAUUCGUGA